UUUUUUUCCUAGUUUUGAAAACGAUACCCUGAAUUGAGUAAUCAUCGCGUGGUUCUGAAGACGAAGGGGGAAUAAGGCAUAGCGGAGAAGACGAUGGGUGAAGCGGUGAAGGAUCAAAAAGAAGAAGUGAUUCAGGCAUGGUAUAUGGAUGAUAGCGAAGAGGAUCAGAGACUUCCUCACCACAAGGAUCCUAAGGAGUUUGUAUCUCUGGACAAACUUGCAGAGCUGGGAGUACUUAGCUGGAGACUUGAUGCUGAUAGCUAUGAAACUGAUGAGGAUUUGAAAAAGAUCCGCCAAUCUCGCGGUUACUCUUACACGGACUUUUGUGAAGUAUGCCCGGCAAAGCUUCCAAACUAUGAAGAGAAAGUAAAGAGCUUUUUCGAAGAACAUUUGCACACUGACGAAGAGAUCCGUUACUGCGUUGGAGGAAGUGGAUACUUUGAUGUGAGGGAUCGCAAUGAAGCUUGGAUUAGAGUAUGGGUAAAGAAGGGGGGUAUGAUUGUUUUACCCGCUGGAAUAUAUCAUCGCUUCACCGUGGACUCAGAAAACUAUAUCAAGGCGAUGCGGCUUUUCGUUGGUGAACCGGUGUGGACACCAUACAAUCGCCCACACGACCAUCUUCCUGCAAGGAAAGAGUAUGUCGAUAACUUUGUGAUCAACGCCUCCGCUUAGGGAGGGUCUCUCUUUCUUGCUUUAUGAAGUGAAGAAUCUAUAAACAAGGCCUUUAAAGAAUAAAGAGAGCUUUCCUCUCAAUUAUUGGAUAAUUUAUAAUGCAUACCUGUGUAGAAUGCUGGCUUUGGUAUGUUUGAGUUGUUGUAAACUUAAUUACACUCUAUGAUAUGGAUCUCUUAUACCAUCUUUGUCGUAUACGCAAGGAUUACAGUGGGAUCAUUGUUUUCCUACGUUUCUUUGUGGUUGUUGCAACUAAAUAAAUAACUAGUUGGCUCUAGUA
Camelina sativa (false flax) is the source of this 952-nucleotide messenger RNA. RefSeq names its product acireductone dioxygenase 2. Gene Ontology annotation, molecular function: acireductone dioxygenase [iron(II)-requiring] activity. Lineage: Eukaryota; Viridiplantae; Streptophyta; Magnoliopsida; Brassicales; Brassicaceae. The record is from RefSeq and is a predicted model, not a curated record.